Spathaspora passalidarum NRRL Y-27907 is the source of this 1074-nucleotide messenger RNA. RefSeq lists its product as uncharacterized. Lineage: Eukaryota; Fungi; Ascomycota; Pichiomycetes; Serinales; Debaryomycetaceae. The annotation marks the transcript as partial. The transcript has a single exon. The record is from RefSeq and is a predicted model, not a curated record.
AGGUCAAUCCCGGAAGUUCCUUAUAAUGUGGUUGGGUUUGAUCGGUCAAUCCUGGGUAUGCCUAUCCAUGUAGGUAAACAUAGAGAAGAAGCCGUGUUCCCCAAGGAGUUUAUUGAAGACUUGGCUAAUGUUAGUGCUGAUGGAACCAUUACUUUACACAAAAACGAUUGGGAUUUCAUGGAACCAGAUGAUAGAGUUACCCGGGUAGAUCCCAGAAGUGUCCGCAGUAUUAACGAUAUGAUUCGUAAAACCACAACCACUAUUGCAUCUCCACCCCCUGCAUCCGCCUCCACCAACACUGAUCUUGAAGAUCAUAUGCAAGAAGAGAAUUACAUUUAUAUCCCCUCCAUCAAGAAUUAUAGAACGUUGGAUUAUGCCUUUGACGAAACCAAGCGAGUUAAACGAGAAAUCCUGCUGAUGCAAACGUCAUUGAUAAACGAGUUUCAAGAAAUGCUUCGACGCACAUUCCCCACCGGUUUCUACAUGGGUCUCGAUCUUCAAUGCAAGCUGAACCAAUUCUCCCUCAUUGAUUCCAAGACCGAUGCCCGUAUGGAACUCCCCAUGAUUCCAUUAUAUGCCAAGUUCGUCACGACAAAGAGACUGAAGCGGAGAUUGUGGAACCAUUUGUUUAAGUUGUUCCUUAUCAAUGUUGAUGAACAUAUCCAGAAUGUUAUUGCCGUGAGUGAAUUCCAAGAACGUCAACUUGACAAGUUCAUCCUGAGAGUCAAGAAGAAUAUCAAGCUUGCCAUUCAGUUCAGGUGUGAUUUGAAAUCAAGCAAGAUUCAUGUGAAACGCAAUGUUGAUGCCGUAUUAUUUAAACCAUACCUGGAUAGAAAUUAUACAAGAAUUUAUUGGAUAAAGCCUCCACAUGCUAACAUAGGUAUUAGAAGGGGAGCCAUGCGUGUCAAGUGGAUGAACAUUGAAGACGUUUUGAACAAGAAGAAGCCAGUAACUAAGCACCACCAGCAUCAAGACCAACCACACCAUUAUCAUCAUCAUAGUUAGUUUUAUUAGUUUCGUAGUUAAUUUAUAGAUAGAUUUUUUGCAAUGCACGACUUUGUAAUUACAUGCAGG